AUGGCCCUCAGCGACGCGGGCGGCGGCGGCGGCGGGGUGGAAGCGUCGUUAGGGUUUCGAGUGCACGCGUCGGCGGGACGAGGAGGAGGACGAGGGGGCGUCGGCGGCGCGGGCACGCCGAUGGCGAGAGGGACGGGCCGACGCGGCGGCGUCGCGCCGCCGCCGCCGCCGCCGCGACUGUCCUCGAGCGGCAGAGCCGUCGCGGCGGUGCGGUCGUUCCGGGGCACGCCGACGCCGCGUCACUCGUCGCCGCCGCGCGGCCGGAGCUGUCGCGACGACCGGCCGUCGCCGCCGUCGUCGCCCGUGUUCGAGGGCGUCGCGGAGCGGACCUCGCGACGAGGGCGGCGGCGCGAGGCGCCUUCGCCGUUUCGAGCGACGUGGUUCGACGACGACGACGACGACGACGACGACGACGACGACGGGGAGGACGACGGCGGCAACGACGAGAACGACGACGCGGCGUUGUUCGAUUCAUUCGCGCCGGUCAGCCCUAACGCACGCGACGGGGGAGUCACGACGACCGCGUUCCGCGGCGUCGGCGCGAGUAAAGAGGACGCGGAGGCUUACGAACGGAGCCGCGUGAACAAGCGCGUCCGCGACCUCGCGCGAGUGAUGCGCGACUCGCUGUCGCGCGUGGGGUGCGCGAGCUCCGAGGCGGACCUCAAGAGCGAGUGCGUCACGUUGGUCGACCGCCUGAAGCGGUUCGUCGCGGAGGGCGCGUCGGCGCGAGGAGGCGUCGGGCGUUGA
Molecule: messenger RNA, 747 nt
Organism: Micromonas pusilla CCMP1545
Lineage: Eukaryota; Viridiplantae; Chlorophyta; Mamiellophyceae; Mamiellales; Mamiellaceae
Exons: 1
Coding region: 1-747 (248 amino acids)
Source: RefSeq, a predicted model, not a curated record